Messenger RNA from Tauraco erythrolophus (red-crested turaco), 1222 nucleotides. The record is from RefSeq and is a predicted model, not a curated record. NCBI's taxonomy places the organism in Eukaryota, Metazoa, Chordata, Aves, Musophagiformes, Musophagidae.
AGAUGUAAGUGAGAAGAACUCAGUCAAAGGGUUCAGGAAAUUUAAUAUUUUGGGAACAAACACAAAAGUAAUGAACAUGGAAGAAUCUACUAACGGAAGUCUGGCAGCAGAAUUCAGGCACUUGCAACUGAAAGAACAGAAAAAUGCAGGAAGAACAAAUGAGGGUCCUCUCAUUGUAACAGAAGAACUUCACUCCCUGAGUUUUGAGACACAGCUGUGCCAGCCUGGCUUGGUAAUAGACCUAGAGACCACAUCCCUUCCUAUUGUUGUGAUCUCAAAUGUGAGCCAGCUUCCGAGUGGAUGGGCUUCUAUAUUAUGGUUCAACAUGCUGUCUACUGAUCCCAAGAACUUGUCCUUCUUUCUGAAUCCACCUUAUGCAAAGUGGUCUAAACUUUCUGAAGUUCUGAGUUGGCAGUUUUCUUCUGUAACAAAGAGAGGACUUAAUGCAGAUCAACUGAGCAUGCUGGGAGAAAAGCUACUUGGGCCAACAAGUGGAGGAUCUCUGGAUGGCCUUAUUCCUUGGACAAGAUUCUGCAAGGAAAAUAUAAAUGAUAAAAAUUUCCCCUUUUGGCUGUGGAUUGAGGGAAUCCUGGAGCUUAUUAAGAAACACCUUCUGUGUCUCUGGAAUGAUGGCUGCAUCAUGGGUUUCAUCAGUAAAGAGAAAGAACGUGCUUUAUUGAAGGACCAGAGUCCAGGAACAUUUUUACUAAGAUUCAGUGAAAGCAGCAGAGAGGGAGCAAUCACAUUUACUUGGGUAGAAGGAUCUCAAAAUGAGCCCCAGUUCCAUUCAGUAGAACCAUACACCAAGAAGGAACUCUCUGCUGUCACUUUCCCUGAUAUCAUUCGCAACUAUAAAGUGAUGGCAGCUGAAAACAUUCCUGAAAAUCCACUGAGAUUUCUGUACCCGGAUAUACCCAAAGAUAAUGCCUUUGGCAAAUACUACUCCAGGCCUAAGGAGGCACCAGAGCCUAUGGAUUUGGAUGGUCCCAAGGGAAAUGGCUACAUCAAGACUGAGUUAAUCUCUGUAUCUGAAGUUCAUCCUUCCAGGCUUCAGUCUCCAGAAAAUCUGCUCCCCAUGUCUCCUGAAGAGUUUGAUGAGGUGUCUCGGAUGGUGGGCUCAGCAGAGAUUGAUACUGUGAUGUGUUCAGCGUAUUCAACGUAAAGGCUGAGCUUUUUACUGCGGCAUUAACACAGCUGAGCAGCUUAUGCAUCCGGCUCUGCA